Bufo gargarizans (Asiatic toad) is the source of this 1888-nucleotide messenger RNA. RefSeq names its product chromosome 3 C2orf49 homolog (gene TSLIG2). Gene Ontology annotation, biological process: embryonic morphogenesis. The transcript is spliced from 4 exons. Gene Ontology annotation, cellular component: tRNA-splicing ligase complex. Bases 6 to 836 code for a protein of 276 amino acids. NCBI's taxonomy places the organism in Eukaryota, Metazoa, Chordata, Amphibia, Anura, Bufonidae. The record is from RefSeq and is a predicted model, not a curated record.
CGGUGAUGUGGCCAGCAGCUGCACACGUGGGACAUGAAGCCUUUCAAGUUUACAUAGCACACCCAUAUCACCUAAGCUACUGGAAGGCACAGCGUACGGCGAGCCCCCUGAUGUCACUUCCGGUGGGCCGCAAGGGUCUGUGGGAAGUUUUAAUGAUGGCUGUUGUAGCUGGUAGAUCAGGGGCAGUGGGGCAGGAGUGUGAUUUUCUCUUGCACCCGGAGCUGCUGUCCAGGGAUUUCCUGCUGCUGUCACUAGAGCAGAAAAACAUUGCAGUCAAAGAUGCUGUAAAUGACAAAGAGAAGCUGACAGAGAUUUUUGUCCAGCAUGCUAUGCCCCUUCCCCAGAGGACGUUACCCAAGAGCCGAUGGGGUCAACUGAUGGAAAAUAAGAAGGGAGUAAAGAAACUGGAAGAACCACACAAGAAGAGCGCUGAAAAUAUCAGAAAACGGCCCCUUAUCGUGUUUGAUGGGGCCUCUACCAGCACAAGUAUAAAGGUGAAAAAGACGGAAAACGGAGACACGGCGCUGCGGCUACAUCAACCAAGCCCAGAAAAAAGCAGCACACCAGUAAGAUCAGGAGCCGUACCCACCAGUCCAGUGUCCCACAGUAAUAGCUCAACUACCAGCAAAGAAACCAAGGUGCCUACAGGAAACCAUGAACAUUCACCUACUGGACCUGGAUCCAAUACAGUAGCAGUGAAAGUAAAAGCCCUGUCACCAGUCAGUGGAAGUGUUGUCAAACUAAAAAGGGCUGCCCCAAAGGAGGACUCGGACGCUAUGACUGAUGGGAAGCCUACAGAAGCAAAGAAGAAGAUCCAGCACGUUACAUGGCCAUGAGUUUACAUGAAGAAGAAUAUCUGACUGACUUUGGGGUAUCACACCCUAAAUAACUGAUAUGGGAAUUUAGGUGCAAAUAUGUUUGAGGACAUUGCCAAUACUUUUCUACCAGUCAAGGACGUGUUAAUGGUGCAUGACCCUGUUUAGUGUUACUCACCCAAGACAUUUCCACAAGAACAGAAGCCUCGCCGUCACGUCAGUUACUAAUUUAUUGCUGAGGACUGUUAUGCUGAUGGUUCAAAGGGAGAGGAAGGCUAACACUGUCCUACAAGUGAUAGUAGCGUUCUUAGAUCUGGUACUAGACAUGACUGUAUUAUUUUUAUAAUAUUAAAAUGUUUGGAUUGCAAUGGCAUUUGUAUUCCUUGUGAUGCCUCUGUGAGGACACCUCUCUGGAUUCGGCAAGCAGUUUUCCAGUCCAUUUUAAAAGGGCACCUAUCUUUGUAACAAACUUCUCGAAAUGUCAUAAAUUUUGAGCGCAGUGCUCCUCCAGUGAUCAGCGAGGAGCCACAAUAAUCAAAAGUUAUGUCUAAAACUUUUUUUUAAUGAUAAUUACCUUUUAAAAUGGAUUGGAAAUCUGUUCAUGGAAAUGCUAAGAUUUCCGAUCAGAAGGCUGGAAUUGUACAUGCAGUGAUUCUGUAUCCAUAUACAGGAAAGCAUACAAAAGAGAGGAGACGUAUCCGUCUGUGCUUUUGUAUUUUAUCUUCUUUUUUUAGUCUACUGUUGUGUUUGCUCUAAAAACUGCACGUGUGAUUCCAACCUAAAGAGUGUUCAUAAAUUAAGUGUUUUUCUAGUAUUAUUGAAUUCAGCAGAACAGAUCAUGAAAUGAAUUGCAGAUCGGAUAGCACGGAUGGUGUCUUUGGUGGAUCAAUGCACCAUUGACUGUACUGGUGGGGAAAAAAAGCAGGAAGUAAAAUAAUAUUUGUAUUCAAUGGAUAAUGAAACUAGCUUUAUGUUGUCAUGUACUUGUGAAAUCUAAUGAAAAAAAUCUUCAACUACUGAAUUAAUAAAGAAGAGCACAAUUUCAUUUUGCAGUACAUCACUGAGAGAACACA